GCUUUCCUGUUGCAUCUUUGCUACCAUUUCCUAGACCUUGCUCCAUGAUUUAACUUGAAAUUCUGAAAUGAAGAUGGAGGAGGCAGUGGGAAAAGUAGAAGAGCUCAUUGAGCCUGAAGUCCCAACAAAAACAUCUGAACAAGAAACAGCCAAGGAGAAAGAUGGAUCUGCAGAACUGGAACCUCAAGUUCAAAAAGAUGGUGUAGCAGAUUCUACAGUUCUUUCUUCCAUGCCCUGCUUAUUGAUGGAACUGAGAAGAGAUUCUUCUGAGUCUCAGUUAGCCUCCACAGAGAGCGACAAGCCAACAACUGGCCGAGUUUAUGAGAGUGACUCCUCUAAUCAUUGCAUGCUUUCCCCUUCCUCUAGUGGUCACCUGGCUGAUUCAGAUACAUUAUCUUCUGCAGAAGAGAAUGAACCCUCCCAGGCAGAAACAGCAGUAGAAGGUGACCCUUCAGGAGUGUCUAGUGCCACAGUUGGGCGCAAGUCUAGGCGGUCCCGUUCUGAAAGUGAAACGUCUACCAUGGCUGCCAAGAAAAACCGGCAAUCCAGUGAUAAACAGAAUGGCCGAGUCACCAAGGUUAAAGGUCAUCGGAGCCAAAAGCACAAGGAGAGGAUCAGACUACUGAGGCAGAAACGGGAGGCUGCUGCGAGGAAGAAGUACAACCUGCUUCAGGACAGCAGUACCAGUGAUAGUGACCUGACUUGUGACUCAAGCACGAGCUCAUCAGAUGACGAUGAAGAGGUUUCAGGGAGCAGCAAGACAAUCACUGCAGAGAUACCAGAUGGACCUCCAGUUGUAGCUCAUUAUGAUAUAUCUGACACCAGCUCUGACCCUGAAGUGGUAAAUGUGGACAAUUUAUUGGCGGCUGCAGUAGUUCAAGAGCACACUAAUUCUGUAGGCGGCCAGGACACAGGAGCUACCUGGAGGACCAGCGGGCUUCUAGAGGAGCUGAAGGCAGAGGCAGGUCAUUUGGAUCCAGGGUUCCUAGCAGGUGACAAAACAUCUACUGGCGAUGCACCACUUAAUGAAGAAAUUAAUAUUGCCUCUUCAGAUAGUGAAGUAGAGAUUGUGGGUGUUCAAGAACAUGCAAGGUGUGUUCAUCCUCGAGGGGGUGUGAUUCAGAGUGUUUCUUCGUGGAAGCACGGCUCUGGCACACAGUAUGUUAGCACCCGGCAAACACAGUCAUGGACUACUGUGACUCCCCAGCAGACUUGGGCUUCACCAGCAGAAGUUGUUGACCUCACCUUGGAUGAGGAUAACAGACGUAAAUACCUACUGUAAUACCAUGUCACUGUGUUUCCUCUGCACUGUUCCCUUCCACUUCCCCCUCCUCUUUGUGACACGGAAGUUCAUUGUCAUAGCUUCAGCUUCAGAAGCUCUUUGUGGCAUUUGUAGAAUUGAAACUCAUGGAACCUCCCCUCCUUUUUUUUUUUUUAAUCAAAAAAGUAAUUUAGGAAAAGGACAUCACAGUAAAAACAAUUUCUUCUUUCCUUCAGUAGGAAUAUGAGAAUGAUGACUAUUACUUGGUGACUUUUAAUCUUAGGAAAGUCGCCUUACUUUUAGAAUAGUAUUUUAACUACCAAGUAAAGUGGAUUUCAGUUUUUGAAUCUUGUAUUUAUUUUUCUGUAUAAUGAAAUUAAUAUCUAGACUUGACCACUAUUCGCCCACCUCAUUGUCACUCCCGCCUUGGGGCAUUCGCACACAUAUCAGUGAGGUCCUUUAGUGGCACCUGGUAGGGCAUGUACAUUUAAAAACCUUUCUUUAAAAAUAGAAGACAAAAAUAUUACAAGUAUUUUUUUCUUUUAGCUUGAAUCUUCUGCUUUCCUUCUUGACUUGCUCCUAGUUGACUUUCCACACCACAAAUAAUUGACAUGCCCUUUGUGUUUAUAAAUACUACUAAGUGACUUACUUGGUCUUCUUGUUGCAAUAAUUUUUAACUCUUUGGAAAAUGUUUUCUUUGGAGCAGAGGCAUUUUGGAUAGAUGCUUACCAUAAGGUUUUCUGGGCAUCUGAAGUGUGUUCUGAAAGAUAUGUGGAAGAAUCUCUCCCUCAGCUUUUUCCCCUGGUCUGUUCAAAAAACGGGAGAGCAUUAAAACCUCUUACUUAGGAAACAUAUGAAAAAUUGCAUGGCGUUUAAUUAAGUAUAAAGGCGCUUGGAAAUUGGAGAGGAAAGUGCUUUCUUCACAGCUGGUGUCUCCAGAAGGGGUAUAUAAUAACUAACACCUCAGCUGAACUGGACCUGAUGUUCUGUUUGGGUAUUUUUCUCCCGUACCUUCUAAAAAAAAAAAAA
Fukomys damarensis (Damara mole-rat) is the source of this 2290-nucleotide messenger RNA. It is a transcript of the gene Ark2n, whose product is annotated as chromosome unknown C18orf25 homolog. Gene Ontology annotation, biological process: ubiquitin-dependent protein catabolic process. NCBI's taxonomy places the organism in Eukaryota, Metazoa, Chordata, Mammalia, Rodentia, Bathyergidae. The record is from RefSeq and is a predicted model, not a curated record. The transcript is spliced from 4 exons. The coding region runs from base 68 to 1282 and encodes 404 amino acids. Gene Ontology annotation, molecular function: ubiquitin protein ligase activity.